Molecule: messenger RNA, 906 nt
Organism: Glarea lozoyensis ATCC 20868
Lineage: Eukaryota; Fungi; Ascomycota; Leotiomycetes; Helotiales; Helotiaceae
Exons: 1
Coding region: 1-906 (301 amino acids)
Source: RefSeq, a predicted model, not a curated record
AUGGCCCAAGUCACGCUUACACGGCAGUCGAUUAUGAGCGCGAGUGGAUAUAAGGAUAUGAGACCUUGCGCCCAGCAAUGUUUCCAUAGUUCUGGCCUUUGUUCAGACGACCUACUCGGGGGGGCACUUGGUUGUCAAGCUGGCUGUAGCGCUUUCGCGUUAAACUCCUGCUAUUGCAGACCGGAUCUGCAACCACUCGCCGCCGCAUAUCUUCCAACGUGUAUAACGUCAGAGUGUACUCUUGGGGGAGAUCUGAACGUCGAGGUGACUGGCGCACUUUCUGUCUAUGGGGGAUAUUGUGCUUCACAGGGUCUGACGGCAGCUCAAAUAACGAAUCCAUCUGUCACGGAAACGCCUCGGCCGAGUCCGGGAAAUGGAACACCACCGCCAGCUGCUACUGUCACAAGUAUUGUGUAUGUAAAAGUCAACUCCGGGAUUUCCCUUCCUCUCCCAAAUCCAGUAGUACCGGUAUUCAUAUCUGUAAGAGACGCUUUAGCUUUUGGAUCUGUGAAAUCGCUGACCUUGACUUUUAUGCGUAGCUCAUCACCAUCCUCUUCAUCUCGUUCGACGUCUAACAGUGUCGGGACAUCGACCUCUGAUAGAACAACACCGGCCACGCGAACAGUUCCACCAGGCAUGGAAAAUGCAAUAACAACUUCACUGCCCAUUGAGAGCACAGUGUCACCGUCUUCGAGCAACAACGAUAAUGGGUUGAGCCGUGCAGAUAAGAUCGCCAUUGGGUUAGGGACGUCUAUACCGUUACUAGCGCUGUUACUAGCGUAUUUGACAUAUAGACUUGCGUGGUUGACAUAUAAGGAAGCAAGAAGAGCGAACGAGGAUAAGAACAGAGACAACGAGCUUGUAGAACAGAGGCCAACAACCUUCACAAGCUUGUUCGUACCAUAA